GGUCGCCGCAUUUCGGGAAUUUAAUUCAGGACGAGCAGCGAAAUUCUGUUGGAUUUAAGGAUUUUACUAAAUAUUAAUUGACCUCUUCCUCUCCCCAACAUGGAGGAGAAGAAAAUAAGCUUCGGUUUCAGUAAAAUCGCCAAAAAGAUUCCAUUACAGUCCGGUCCGGCUGCAAGUGUUUCGCUGAAGAAAAACGACACAAAACAAUUUAUCGAAUGUGUGGAGGAGAACUCGAUCAAAACUGUGGGUCCAACGGAGGAACCGGUUGGGCCACUGGUAAUCCCGCUACGAGCACAGGACAAAAUCACAAUCCCGGACCGCUUGGCGAAAGUGCUAAGCGUCAAGCAGGAGAAGCAGGACCGCUUAAAUCAUAAACAAAAACCGGAAGCAACGCUUGUAAAUAGUACCACAGAGGAAGUAACAGUUCCACCGAAUGAAACGCUAGAGCAACAGGCUGCACGCGAAAUCUUGGAAGCCGCGAACCAGACAAACAAUAGUGGGGACGAACAACCAAACUUCGUGGUACCGCUUCUACCUGAAGAGCUUCCUUUAGAUGGUGCACAGGAAAGCACGCUCGAUGAUUAUGAGACGAUUCCGAUACAAUCUUUUGGUAUGGCUAUGCUGCGAGGUAUGGGAUUAAAGGAAGAUCCAAAAAAAGCAGCUGAUAAAGGAGGAUUACUCGACAUUGGACCCGUAAUGCGCCCCAAAGGACUCGGACUGGGUGCCGAUCGGUCGAAGCUAUCAAAAGCUCUGGAUGCGCCGUUGGUACCGCCUGCCCCAGGUGAAGUGUUAGUUAUGAAAAUCGGUGCCCAAGUGAAGGUGCUGGCCGGUAAACAUCAAGAUAGAUAUGGAACGAUUGAGAGCAUCGAUGAGGAGACAAGCCGCGUGAUGGUAAAGUUUACGCUUGGAGGGACAAAGGAAUGGGUCAACGAGUACAUGGUAAUGCUAGUGUCGAAGGAAGAGUACAAUAAGUAUUCAAAAGUGUUGAAUGCAGCAAAGUACGAGGAAAUGAAGAACCGCGAGAAAUCGGAUAACAGAAGUUUAGAUUCGUCGAGUAGAACUAUCACUGAAAGGGAUCGCCAACGACCGAGACGAUCACGUUCUCCACCACGAGAGAGUGAAAACAGUGCUCGCAGGAGAAACAGAAGAUCUUCGCAAAGGGAGAGCUCAAGCGAAGGAAGCUUUUCCGGCAGUGAGAAUGAUGGGAGAAACCAUCACAAAAGGAAGCAUAAAAAGGAUUCCUCUUCGACUGCCUCGUACGUUCGUACUUCGUCGGGCACUAAGAAGAAAUCGCACAAGUACAAGCAACGUCGCAAUGAGCAGCGUCGCCAUGGGUCGGACUCGGAAUCGGACGACAGGCAUCAUAAGAAGAAGACCAAGAAAAGCAAAAAACCUCGCAGCCGAUCACGCAGUCGCCGCUAGAGAAAGACGACGCCAUGAGUCAAGAAGUGAACUGUUCGUUCUUCAUGUGUCUUCAAGUCCUUUCAAAUCUAAUAGAUAUAUUCAAAAUAUUAUUAUUUUGC
Messenger RNA from Anopheles darlingi, 1523 nucleotides. Its product is annotated as G-patch domain and KOW motifs-containing protein. Gene Ontology annotation, biological process: mRNA splicing, via spliceosome. The record is from RefSeq and is a predicted model, not a curated record. Lineage: Eukaryota; Metazoa; Arthropoda; Insecta; Diptera; Culicidae. The transcript is spliced from 4 exons. Bases 100 to 1422 code for a protein of 440 amino acids. Gene Ontology annotation, cellular component: spliceosomal complex.